Messenger RNA from Mobula hypostoma (lesser devil ray), 1359 nucleotides. RefSeq lists its product as uncharacterized. Gene Ontology annotation, cellular component: cytosol. The coding region runs from base 120 to 1262 and encodes 380 amino acids. NCBI's taxonomy places the organism in Eukaryota, Metazoa, Chordata, Chondrichthyes, Myliobatiformes, Myliobatidae. Gene Ontology annotation, biological process: toxin metabolic process; arsonoacetate metabolic process. The record is from RefSeq and is a predicted model, not a curated record. Gene Ontology annotation, molecular function: arsenite methyltransferase activity. The transcript has 10 exons.
UGUCCUUUGCCCCAUGGUCUGCGGAAGCAACGGGGAGGAGUGCUAGAUAUCCAGCCCGUCCGGAUUGACCGAGAAAAGUCCACCGUCCCGCAGCCAGACCUUCCCCGUACAACGCAGGCAUGAACCAGACUGACUCCGUUCAGGAGCAGGUGAAGAGUUACUACGGCAAACGGCUGAAGAGGUCAGAAGAUCUACAGACCAAUGUGACAUGUUCCUUAACAAGACGUCCGUCAAGUAAAACAGUAUGUGAAGCCAUGACACUCAUCCACCCCGAGGUUUCUCAGAGAUACUUUGGAUGUGGUCUUGUGGUGCCAGAGAGCUUGGAAGGAUGUCACGUGUUGGAUCUGGGCAGUGGGAGUGGCCGUGACUGUUUCAUCCUGAGCAAGUUAGUGGGACCCCUUGGCCAUGUGACAGGAGUGGACAUGACUGACGAACAAAUCCAACUCUCACGCAGGUAUGUUACGUAUCAUCAGGAGAAGUUUGGAUACAAGGAAGCAAACACUGAAUUUGUCCAGGGAUAUAUUGAAAAGCUGGGAGAAGCUGGUAUUCUGUACAACAGCUUUGAUUUGUUAGUCUCAAACUGCGUCAUCUGCUUGUGCCCAGACAAAAAGGCAGUCUUAGAGGAAGCUUACCGUAUCCUUAAGGAAGGCGGAGAAAUGUACUUCAGUGACAUGUACGCCAGUGAGCCUCUGGACGAAGAGCUGAAGAAGGACGUUGUACUCUGGGGGGAGGGACUGGCAGGUGCCCUGUACUGGAAGGACUUAAUCAACCUGGUGAAGGCCGUUGGAUUCAGUACACCCUAUCUUGUCACUGCCAGUCGCAUCAAAAUUCAGAAGGCAGAAAUUCUCAAGCAGACUGGAGAUGUGCAGUACGCCUCUGGAACUUACCGCUUUUUCAAACUGCCUGCAGUGAAGAGCGAGAGGAAAUCUCUUGUGACGUACAAGGGGACAGUGACUGACCACCAGCAAGAGCUGCAUUUUGAUUCAGCUCACGUUUUCAAAAAGGACAAAGCAGUGGAGGUUGACGGAGAGCUGGCCAUGGUCCUGAAAACCUCUCGCUUUGCCUCCCACUUUGAUAUUCAAAUCAUUGAGGAAGAAAAGGAACCUUUGAAAGAUGGGUACCAGCAGUACUGCCACCUGAAUCCCUUCCUUCUGGCUGACAAACUGGGAUCAUCCAUUCAGAAAUGCUCCAAAGCACAGAAGGGUUCCCUGUGCGAAAAUCAGGAGGAAGAAGAAAAGAAAAAUACAAUGGUGGAAGGUUAAAGAUUUUGGUUUCACCUGGUUUGAGGGGCCAUGUCAUUCCUGCAAACCACUUUCAUUAAUUUUGAAUAAAGCACCGUUGGAAAAAAAAAGCCCUUGC